This is a messenger RNA of Amphimedon queenslandica, 1526 nucleotides long. RefSeq names its product receptor-type tyrosine-protein phosphatase alpha-like. Gene Ontology annotation, biological process: protein dephosphorylation. The transcript is spliced from 9 exons. The coding region runs from base 123 to 1526 and encodes 467 amino acids. Lineage: Eukaryota; Metazoa; Porifera; Demospongiae; Haplosclerida; Niphatidae. Gene Ontology annotation, molecular function: protein tyrosine phosphatase activity. The record is from RefSeq and is a predicted model, not a curated record.
AUGAUAACAGGAUUGUACUGACCCCAUGGCCACAGCUAGACAAAUGUCAAACAACCUACACCAAUGCAAGCUAUAUUGAUGGCUAUAGCAACAGAACAAAGUUUAUAGCAUCACAAGGUCCAAUGAAGAAGACAUUAGUUGAUUUCUGGCGUCUUAUCUGGCAGGAGAAGCCAGUGUCUAUUGUAAUGGUAACCAACCUGAAGGAAGGAACUAAGAGUAAGUGUGAGCAGUACUGGCCUAAUACUAUUGCUGAAAAUUAUAAUUUUGGACCAUUCACUGUCACACUAACAAAUGAGCAGGUUUACCCUGACUUUGUUAUUCGUCAACUUAAUGUUAAAAUAUAUGAUGGAUCCAAUGAUAGUCAUACACUGACUCAGUAUCAUUUAACCUCAUGGCCUGAUCAUGGAGUACCUGAUUAUGCUACUCCAUUGAUGUCUCUUCACAAACAAGUCAUGGCUACUUGGUCUCCCUCUAAAGGUCCCAUCCUGGUCCACUGUAGUGCUGGUGUAGGUCGUACUGGUACAUUUAUUGCUAUAGACAUAGCUCUGGAACAAGCUAAGAGAGAGGGAGUAGUAGAUAUUGCUGGUAUUGUUAAUAGACUGAGACAACAGAGAAUGAAGAUGGUUCAGACACUAGAUCAGUAUGUGUUUCUUCAUGAUGCUGUACUGGAGACAGUGAUGUGUGGAGAUACAGAAAUACUAGCCAAUGAAUACGAAAUGAAACUUCAGGAAUUAAAGGAGAUUGAUUCAUCAACUGGUUGUUCUGCCCUACAGUCUCAGUUUGAUCUACUCUCUCAAGUGACUCCUGAUCCUGAUGAUGUUUUCUGUGAUUCUGCUAAAGCACAUUCAGAUAAAAAUCGAUCCACCAGUUACUUACCACGAGAAAACUUUCUUGUAACACUCAAGGAAAACAAUGGAUACAUCAAUGCAUCAUACCUAUCAGGUUAUAGGGAGAAGAAAGCAUUCAUUAUAGCUCAGAGUCCUAUGAAGAACACUGCCAGAGACUUCUGGAAGAUGAUAGUGGACUAUAAAGUGUCUGCUAUUGUUAUGCUCUGUGGACUGGAAGAGGAUGGAGAAGAGUCAUGCUAUCAGUAUUGGGCAGAUAGUGAGACCACUAACUUUGGAGAAUAUUUUGUGAAAUUGGAUUCAAGCAAGGAAUGCAAUGGAUACAUUGAACGAAAGUUUCAUAUUCAUUCAGACAAAGAUGAUAAUAGCUCUUCAUGGGAUCUGAUACAAUUACAAGUGACAGAUUGGCCUCAAGAUGGAGUUGUUAGGGAACCACGUACUGUCUUACAAGUUAUUGAUGAUGUUAUACACAGACAACAAAAGAUUGGAGGAGGACCAGUAGUGGUACACUGUAGUGAUACAGUGAGUCGUUCAGGAGUGUAUUGUUCAGUGAGUAUUGGUCUAGAACAGUGUAAGGCAGAAGGUGUAGUGGAUGUGUUUCAAGUGACUAAAGCUGUGAGAAGGAGUAAACCAGGAGCUGUGACUACACUGGUAUAUACUAGAUAUAUGAGUGGGUACUAG